Fimicolochytrium jonesii is the source of this 495-nucleotide messenger RNA. RefSeq names its product DnaJ domain-containing protein. Gene Ontology annotation, biological process: protein import into mitochondrial matrix. The coding region runs from base 1 to 495 and encodes 164 amino acids. NCBI's taxonomy places the organism in Eukaryota, Fungi, Chytridiomycota, Chytridiomycetes, Spizellomycetales, Powellomycetaceae. Gene Ontology annotation, molecular function: ATPase activator activity. The transcript has 2 exons. The record is from RefSeq and is a predicted model, not a curated record. Gene Ontology annotation, cellular component: PAM complex, Tim23 associated import motor.
AUGGACAUGCCAUAUGCUGCUGGAACAUAUAACGGCGACCUAAAGCGAAUCAAAAACGGUUACCUUGCCGAGCGCGACUUUGGGUUCAGCGGCGCAAAGCUCACGACGACGUUGCUUAAUGGGCAUUCAGUUUCCAAAGUCGAUCCCACAACAACCCGUCGCCCUCGUUCCCGUCCCAACACAUCCAACACUCCAGAUAUGGCAACCGCAGUCCUCAUCGGCGCCGGUGUCGCUGCAGCGGCUAUCGUCGGCCGUGCUGCCCUCAAAGCGUCCGGCAAACUUGGCGGAACGUCCUUCCUUCGCGGUGGAUUCGAGCCCAAAAUGACUCGCCGGGAAGCAGCACAGAUCCUCGGAAUUAGAGAAACCGCCUCUAAAGAAAAGCUGAAGGAGGCCCACCGACGAAUUAUGCUGCUGAACCACCCGGAUCGAGGAGGCAGCCCGUACCUUGCGAGUAAAAUCAACGAAGCGAAAGACAUGAUCGAUAAACGAAGGUGA